GGAUACUUGACAGUUAACACCUACACUACACACUGCAGCCAAGCUAAAGAACCUCCCGUCGCCGGCUCGCCGGGAAAUCGACACUGCCCACCAGCCAUAGCCUCUUGCUGCCUCCGCCUCUGGCGUCAAGGUCUCUUGCUCCGUCGCCGGUUAUUUCUGCUUCAAACCGACAUCAUCAGUCUCCGGCCGCCAACCAAGUGUCAAAAAGGGUUAAGACUUGUUCACUUUUGAGCAUAGCCUCAGACUUGUAUGCGGCUAAAAUCCUGAAACUUUAGCAUUGGGGUACAAUUUUCAUUAACAACUCUUGGAGGAGGCCAUCCUUAGCUGCUUUUAGCCAUUACUUUCUUCUUUCCAUGGAUGCUAAGAGCCUGCUCUCUGUUUCUUCCCAAAACACACCAAUUCCAUCUCUCCUAAACCCAAAAAAUUCAUUAUCUUUAUCUCUUGUUCAGUCUCGCAAGUGGGUCUCCUUCAGAACCAAGAACCUCUUAGCACCACAAACUGUAAGGUAUUCUAGAAGACUAGAGUGUAUAAAUAGUGUGCAAAAAGUUAAACAUGUUGUUGAUGAGGAGGAUACGAAAGCUGGGAUUAAGAAGAAAAAUCUUGCAGUUUUUGUGUCUGGUGGAGGGUCGAAUUUCCUUUCAAUUCAUGAUGCGUGUGUUGGUGGCUCUAUUCAUGGAGAUGUUGUCGUUUUGGUCACAAAUAAACUUGGUUGUGGAGGUGCAGAGUAUGCAAGAGACAAGGGCAUCCCCGUUAUUCUGUUCCCCAAAAGUAAAGAUGAAGCUAAUGGUCUGUCUCCAACUGACCUUGUAGCUGCGCUUAGGAAAUUUGAGGUUGACUUCAUUCUUCUAGCUGGAUACCUAAAACUCAUACCAGUGGAGUUGACCCGAGCUUUUCCAAGAUCCAUGCUAAAUAUCCAUCCGUCACUUCUUCCAGCAUUUGGAGGCAAAGGCUAUUAUGGUAUGAAGGUGCAUAAUGCUGUCAUUGCUUCUGGAGCUAGAUACUCUGGUCCCACCAUUCAUUUUGUUGAUGAGCAUUAUGACACUGGACGUAUCCUUGCUCAAAGAGUUGUCCCUGUGUUGUGGAAUGACACAGCACAGGAUCUGGCUGCAAGAGUUCUUCAGGAGGAGCAUCGGUUAUAUGUGGAGGUCGUGGCAGCUUUAUGUGAAGAACGAGUAAUUUGGAGAGAAGACGGUGUCCCUAUCAUCCAAAGCAAAGAAAGCCCCAACAAUUACAGCUAACUCAACCAAGCACCAGCAUUUUACCCCCGGCUUUUGAAAUUCUUGAGGUUUUUAUGUUUUAUAGAAGAAUCUGACAUACAUGCCCAUAGUUUUAUGCGACACACUUCGAAUUACGUCCUAUCUUAUGCUUAUAAUUUAUCGUCGAUCUACUCAAAAGAUGAUGACAAUUUUUCCUGGAAUCUGCUAGUUCUUAUGAUGUUCACAUUGGUUUUUCUUUUCCCCUUCUGACCACAAAAUCGCCAUAUUUGUAAUAAACCUCAUGAUGUUACUUGUAAGAGUUUAGAAAAUGUUAUUAUGUAUGGGAGCUUAUUGCCUUUACCUGUA
Messenger RNA from Pistacia vera, 1562 nucleotides. RefSeq names its product phosphoribosylglycinamide formyltransferase, chloroplastic. The transcript is spliced from 7 exons. The coding region runs from base 354 to 1238 and encodes 294 amino acids. Gene Ontology annotation, molecular function: phosphoribosylglycinamide formyltransferase activity. Gene Ontology annotation, cellular component: cytoplasm; chloroplast. Gene Ontology annotation, biological process: 'de novo' IMP biosynthetic process. The record is from RefSeq and is a predicted model, not a curated record. Lineage: Eukaryota; Viridiplantae; Streptophyta; Magnoliopsida; Sapindales; Anacardiaceae.